AUGAAGAACUUGGAGGAAGAAUUAACCUGUUCCAUUUGCUAUAGUAUAUUUGAAGACCCGCGUGUACUCCCGUGCUCUCAUACGUUUUGUAGAAACUGUCUGGAAAAUGUUCUUCAGGCAUCUGGUAACUCUUACAUAUGGCGACCAUUAAGAAUUCCACUGAAGUGCCCAAACUGUCGAAGUAGGGUUGAAAUCCCCCAGUCGGGUAUUGAGUCUUUGCCUGUCAACUUUGCUCUCAGGGCCAUCAUUGAGAAAUAUCAGCAGGAAGACCACCCAGACAUUGUCACCUGCGCCGAGCAUCACAGUCAACCCUUAAACGUUUACUGUCUGUUAGAUAAAAAAUUAGUCUGUGGCCACUGCCUUACAAUCGGUGAACAUCACGGUCACCCCAUAGGUGACCUUCACAGUGCCUAUAUGAAAGAAAAGGACACACCGAUUGAAUUGUUUGAACAGUUGACUGAUAGACAUUGGACGGACCUAAACGUACUAAUGGAAAAACUGGAGCAACAGCAGUCUCAUUGUGAAAAAAUCGUCGAGGACGAUAGAGAAAGCGUCCUCAUGUAUUUUAAUCAACUUAGAGAAAUUUUGGACCAGAAGAAAGAGACUUUGCUAUCUGCUCUGGAUGCUGUCAGGGCCCAAAUCGUCGAGGAAUAUUCCCCACUCCUUGCGACGGUGAAGGAAAUCCGAGAGGAGCAGCUGGAGUUAAUGUUAUCGACCGUGGCCCUGCAAGAAGAGGAGUCGCCUCUGAAUUUUCUGGAGAAACUGGAUGAUGUCCGUCAGCGGGUACAAGCUGUGAGACAAAGGCAGCUUCCUCCCCUCAAACCCGUGGAAGUUCAGCCGCGAGUAGGUCUGCUGAUGAAGGAAGAGUGGUCUAAAGUUGAAAUUGGGCAGGUCAACAACGUUCUCAUUCCGGAGAUCAAACUCUCUUCCAGAGAGGUGUUAUGCAAUCGGACUGGUGACGACAACAAGGAAAUGAAGGAGCUUUUAAAGUUUUUAACUUGUAUAUUGGCAGUGGUUUCCGCGCUGGCGACGACACACAUGUUGGUUGGGGAACACGUGUCACCGAUAAGUUUUUCUGUUUCAGAAGCUUCCCAGUCGGUGUAUCAGAUGUUCUUUAGCAGUGUGUAUGCAAUCAAGGAAAUACUGUGCUAUGCUUGCAACUCGGUGGGGGAAUUCAUAUGGAAAAUGGCUCAUAAUCGGUCCUUCUAACAGAGGAGUAGUGAGGAUAGAUAACCCAGUAUUUUAACCUCCUCCAGCGUUAGACUUCAAACCAACUGAAACAAGUACACUGACAAGAUUUGUCCCAAAUCUCAGGCUUCUCAGAGUCCCUCUGGAGGAAGUGCUAAUGUGCCUUCAUGGGAUGGGAAGAGGAGCUGAACUGGAUUAUUGGCUCAUGAAUAACCCAGUUAAUCAAUUAUCUCCUCCCCAUAUAGUUAUUUGAAUCCUACCAAGACCUAUUUCUCGUUCUGGUUGGCUAAUGAAAGUUGUCUAUUUUAAACCAUCUCUUUCUGUUGUACAGUGAGUCUCUUGUAAGGUCAUUUCCUGUUGCUAUAGUCCUGAAUCAUGUGGGGAAUAGUUUUUUGUUUUUUUGUUUCGUGUGUGUGUGGUCCUUUAUUGUGAAAGAUGUCAUUAGUGGAUAAAUUCAUCUGACCAAAAAGACCAAAGUGGGGCACAGGGCAAGGAGGGAAAACAAAAAUUUUGCUCUAACGUGAAGUGGGCUAAACUGAACUUAGUGGGAGCUCUGUGCAUGCAAGAGGAAAGAAAAUAGAGGACCGGGAUGGUCAGAGUGGUGAAGUUGAGGGCAAAAUGGUAUAAAUUCAGAAUAGUGUCACUUUAUCAUUUGAGAACCUCUGGAGGAAGUGUUGCUCAGGGGACAGCCCUUAUGGCAGAUAUGGGAACUCAGCAGAAGGGAAUGAGGCAUAUAGGCCCUAUUGCCUUCUGUCCACUCAUCUAUUACACCAGGAGGGCUCUGCUUCAGUAUUUCCAUGUGCAAGUGUUGUAAGCGGUUGAAGAAGAGGGAGGUGUAAACUGCGGCGGUAGAAUUUCUAAAAAAGGUGAAAAAUCCUUCAUCUGGGGUGCUACCUUCUGGUGCAUAGGAUGAGGAAUUACUGCUUCUCAGGCAAACGGUCAAAUCAGGCUACUUCUUAGCAGUGUUAGUGUUCUGCCAUGUGACCUAAAACAAGUGCCAAAUGUCAGCAUUUGCAACUCAUCCUUUUUCCUAAUAUUAGGCAAAUGGAAGUGAAGGCAGGGCAGCACGGAAUGAGUCCGACUUUCCUCAUCAAGCCUUCACGGUAAUAUCAAUCAGUUCUGUCAUCCCUGUACCGCCUCAUACCUUCCAAUAACUAACUUGCUCACUUAGAAAUUACAACUCAGGAGGUCAAGAAUCUCUGGUCUGUGGUCUGAGGAGACAUUGGAGUGAUCCUAGUUAUUGGUAAGAGUGUGAGUUAAAUAUCUUCUUUACUUCUUUAAAUAUUAAGUCAGUGAAUGGAUCCUAUGAGCUGUAGGUGCUGUAUGUUUAGGAUUGUUAUUUUUGUUUUGGCACUAGGCUUCUUGCUAAGAAUCCAGAGUAGCUUCUUCAAGCUGGGUGGGUUUGGUUUUACCCCUAAGUGUCCUAUAAUUUUUCUUUCUUAAAGGGAAACAAGCUGCUCUCUUUACUUUUUUCAGUUAGGACCAAAAUGUAGCACUUCUCCCAUGUAAACACUGAAUUAGUUGGUAUUAACUUAUUUCAAGAAAUGAUUUUAUAUUGUCAAAGAUUAUAUACUAAAGAAUUUUAUGGCUGGGAAUAAAUGGAAAUGAUCUUUAUGAAACCUGAAGUGCUCUUGUCAAGUUCUAUAUUCAUCCACUUAAAUGAAGUAUGAUCUAAAAUGUGGCACAGAACACCCUGAAAUUGUGUAUGGUUUUAUAAAAAGUGGCAUAGACUUGUUCUUUUAAAGAGACUUUCCAAAUGCAAAUUUCUAUGGACAGUCUUUUUUUAUUCACUGUCAAGUUCUUUAAUUGAU
Molecule: messenger RNA, 2999 nt
Organism: Tachyglossus aculeatus (Australian echidna)
Lineage: Eukaryota; Metazoa; Chordata; Mammalia; Monotremata; Tachyglossidae
Gene: TRIM59
Product: tripartite motif containing 59
Exons: 1
Coding region: 1-1209 (402 amino acids)
Biological process (GO): cilium assembly
Cellular component (GO): centrosome; cilium; intraciliary transport particle B
Molecular function (GO): zinc ion binding
Source: RefSeq, a predicted model, not a curated record